AUGCCAGUUCACCACCCAACACAUGGCUAUUUUUGGCUUAGCAGUAGUUUUUGCUCCAGGUCCCUGCUUGAGCGAAUCAUGCCAGAACCCAUGCCGGUUGGGAUCAGCAAUCAGGAAUCCGAAGAUGUCAACAGUAUCAAGGUGAAGCGCGUGGCCGAGUAUUUGCCCGAGAAACGUGUCGAGAAGACCAUGAAUCCAAAGGCCAGGGACAGUCCUUUGUGGUUGCUUUACAGCGUCCUCACGGGCGGAUAUUUGGGAUUGUCCGACAAGCUCAUCACCACAGACAGGAAAGUCACGAGCGGAGCUAAGGAAAACAUCAUCAAUGAAUGCACCAACAUGGGCUUGAUCAGUGCUUUGCUGCUCACCAUAGUAGUGCCCAUCUGCUACGAUUCUGUGACGGAUUGGCUGGAAGAAGACUAUGCUGGGAGUGGCUUUCUCUUUGUGGAUGGCUAUAUCGGUUCGCUCCUCACUGAGACUCAAGUCCAAAAUGGCUUGGCAUUCCUGAAUGACUUUGCUUUGAUCUUCUAUGUCAUGGGCAUGCUCGGAUUUCUGUAUGCCACUGGCACAACAGUGGUGCAGCUGCUGUGUGUGGGAGAAGUGGGCACUGAUAGCGGCUGCGAAGACUGGAUGCGCCGAGUGGGCAAAGCCACCCGUGCUCCGUACAUUUUGUUUGUGGUCGGUUGCAUCUUCACAGUCUUUCCUGGGGUCGUUCGUUUCGCGGUGGGUUGCAAGACCCUUGCAGGCCUUAUCUUUCUCCUCUUGGUGGUCGUGGGCAUGAACUUCUCUGGCGUCGCCAUCAACUACGUCUACGUGGCAGGCUGCACCCGAGUGCACAACCAAAUCAACGAGUUUGGAGACUUGAGCUUGUCCAACACGGAGGCACAGCAAGACGUGGAGGCCUGGUUCGAGAAAAACCAGCAUGGCGCUCACGUGCAAGACUGCUUGCUCGACUUGUGUGGCAUUGUCGAAGACAAGAAGGCCAAUAGCGAGUUGAUCAUCCCACUGGACACCGUCUCAAAGCGGCGCGUUGCUUUGCACUACCACAAACUCUGCUCCGAGAGUCUUGGCAUUACCUUGCCAGCAGAGGAGCUCUACAAACUCAGCUGUCAGUUGUUCAUGCUCCGGGAGAUCCAACUCUGCUUUCGGGAGCUUCCAGCAGGCGACUUGGAGGUGUGCGACGCGCUCUCGCUGCAGAUGUGGUUGCCAUUCCUCCGAGAGUCCUACCGGAUCGUCGGGUAUCGGGACAUCCCUCCGCAGAAGAAGCUGCCGAAGCUGACAUCCGUUCUGCCUAUCGCCGGAGGGCGCUGGCAACGCAUCCAGCUAGUUGUCAAGGCCUUCGAGACCCUGGCGGACCCCCGGCGGAGGGCGGCCCAUGAUCGCGAGCUCGAGCGCGCAAACUCGGUUGCUCCAGUGUCUAUAGGAGAGCAAGACGGAGGUCAACAGGGGCCAAGGGAGACAAAAUCCGGGGAGGCCAAGCCCAAGCGUAGAUGCGAGGCUCCGUCUGGCGACCAGAGCGCUGCUUCACCGCGGCCCGAGGAGAUCCCCAAACUGGCAAAGGAGCUCUUGAGCCUUUCUCUGACAUUCAUGCGCUCCCGCUUGAAGAAGUUGGGGCUGGAAGUGCUUCGUGAACUGUUGACGUUUCUUGAGACAUCCGGUCUCCGAGCUACAUCGGAGUUCGGUGAGGACGAGAGGGAGAACUACUCAUCAGCUUCCGAGGACGACCCGGAAGAUGUCCUCCCCCUUUGUGACGAUGAGUGCCCGGAUCUUCUUUGUGAAGAUGACCUUGAGAGCGAAACUAAGCUUCACCCCGACUGCAGGGCUGCUGGCCGAAGUGGUGUCAGGGGUGUAACUUUACAUCGCGCUACUGGGAGCUAUCGAGCAAGCGUGGGAUUCAAGGGCAUUUCUGUACAAUCGCAGUACUGCAGAAAUUUGGACACGAUUAUUGACUUUCACAUGAGUCUGGUAGAGAUGCGUCAUCACUUUUUCAAGGAGUGUGAGGCUGGCAAACCCUUCGACCAAGCACUAGACCUUGCAACUAAGCAGCUGCAUCGGGAAAGGGAAGGAGCCAAUGCACCAAAGAUGAGGCUCUCGUUCCUGUGCGCACGUGUGACAGGCGGUAGAACAAUACGUCUGGAUGAGAUGAAGUUGGUGUGGCAAGCUUACCAAGAGGCUCUUGCUAUGGCACGUGAAGAGAAGCUGCUUCGCCUUCACCAGCGCGCGCAAGAAAGGGCAGCAAGGAAGCAGGAAAUGGAGCAGGAACGAAGAGAGUCAAAGCACACAGCCAAAGUGCAGGCCCUGCAUGUGGCUCUGCAAACUGAGCUUGAGAUGCGCGCAAAGCGCCUUCUCGAGAAGCAGACGCAGCAAGCGUUUGGUGUGAAGACACUGCCCCAGGGCAUAGUCCUCGCCAGCUUGCCGGGGGUCCCACGGCUCAACGCGUGCGCGAGUGCACAGCUUCAGCUAAAGGAUGGCUCUCUUUGUCAGGGCCCUCUCCGUGCGAGCCUGGUCCUGGCGAAGCGCGACCUCCAAGAACUUUCGGCCAUCCGAGAAGCAAAGGGCGACGAUGCGGCACAGGAGGAAGCCUCUCGGAGAGAUGCGGACGUCAUGACUUCUUUCUUCAUGACUGGCCGGCUGCCUUGA
Molecule: messenger RNA, 2637 nt
Organism: Symbiodinium natans
Lineage: Eukaryota; Dinophyceae; Suessiales; Symbiodiniaceae
Source: the annotation of a GenBank genome assembly